CAUUUUCCAAGCUAAUAGAUGUUCUUGUAGUGGAUAUCUUUAAUUCAAAAUUUGUAACAUAAGAAAUGCAAUUCUAGUAACUUGCUAAGAAAGAACAAGUAUUAUGUCUACAUGCAGAACAGCGUGGUUCUUUGAGGUGCCCGGACAGGGAUGGGAUGUAAGUUUGGAGGGUGAUGAGCGACAAUUUGGGCUGGAUUAGAGAGGAGGAAAAGAAGGAGGGGGGAGACUACGCUGUAUGUGGAUCAGAUUCAGCAGCUGUGUCUGGAGGAAGACAAGCACACACAGUCACUGAGGAUUACAAAACUAAAAAAAAAAAUAUAUCAAAGAUAUUGCUAAACAGCUGACGGGCAAAUGUGAGAAAGCUGGAAACGUCACUAUCACUGGAAGAAGAAAUAUGGGGAGAGAUUACACCCUUUAAAGAAGAGGAGGAGAGAAUGAAUGAAGAUGACAGGAUAUGAGGAGAGGUGAGUCACUGAUUAGAGCCUGGGUACAAAAGCACUGACUCGUAAUAAGAUCCAAUCAAAGAAGAAGGGGAAGCAAGAGUCUCGAACAAUACCAGAGAAAGCCAAAUUUAGACAAUAAGGAAUGGAGAAGAAAAUUAGUAACACGUUGGAGUAACAAAGAACAAUGCAACAAAGAUAAGAAAAAAAAGGACAAGCGUAUAGACUCCAGCACAGAAAAGUUCUGCAUCCUUCCCAGAAUCCUCCACUUUGCCUCCAUGACAAUCCAUCCCAUGCUUGGCCUGUGGCUUCUCUUAGUCCUUCACACCUGUGUUGUGAUAGGACACCCACAGUGCUUGGAUUAUAAACCACCCUUUCAACCCUUGAAACCCCUGACCUUUUGUACGACUUAUUCAACAUUUGGAUGCUGCGACACAGCCCAGGACAGAGCCAUCGCUGACAAGUUCCGAUACAUCACAGAAUUCUUGGACAGCACCGGUGUCACCGUCUGUGGAGAGUACAUACGGAACAUCCUGUGCCAGGAGUGCUCACCAUACGCAGCUCAUUUAUACGAUGCAGAAGAUGCCAACACACCUCUUCGUGAACUCCCAGGCCUCUGUGGUAACUUCUGUACAGAGUUCUGGUUCCGGUGUCGGUCCACUCUCAGUCUGAUCGUAGACAGAGACCUUUCAGAAAAAGAAAGUGAUGUGGUCAAGUUUUGCCGUUAUCUCACACUGGAUGAUGUAAACUAUUGCUACCCCAAUGUCCUUACCAAUGCAGAACUCAAUAGUGGUCUUGGUGAAGUAAAAGCAGACGAUGAGGGAUGUCUCCAGCUGUGUUUACAAGAGAUUGCCAAUGAACUGCGUAAUCCAGUAGCUAUGGUCCAUGCCAAUGAUGGAACCCACCGCUUUUUCAUAGCUGAGCAGAUAGGAUAUGUGUGGGUCUAUCUCCCCAAUGGUUCACGAGUGGACAAGCCAUUUCUUAAUGUCUCCAAGGCUGUACUUACCUCUCCAUGGGCAGGAGAUGAGAGGGGUUUCCUGGGAAUUGCCAUGCACCCUGAUUUCCGGCACAAUGGAAAGUUCUAUGUCUACUAUUCUAUCUAUGCCAAAAGGGAAGAGAAGAUACGAAUAUCUGAAUUCCACCUUUCUACAGACAACAUGAACAUGGCUGAUCACAAAUCUGAACGAAUAAUCCUAGAAGUGACAGAACCCGCAUCCAACCACAAUGGAGGACAAAUACUAUUUGGAAUCGAUGGAUACCUAUACAUCUUUACUGGGGAUGGAGGAAGAGCUGGUGAUCCAUUUGGAGAUUUUGGCAAUGCCCAAAACAAAUCCUCUCUUUUAGGCAAAGUCCUAAGGAUCAAUGUCACUGGCAAUGACAAGGGACCUCCCUACCGUAUACCACCCGACAACCCCUUCCUGCGAGAACGCACAGCACGUCCAGAGGUAUAUGCCUACGGGGCCAGAAACAUGUGGCGCUGCUCAGUGGACAGAGGUGACCCAGUCACUGGGAAAGGACGGGGGCGGAUUAUCUGUGGUGAUGUUGGACAGAACAAGUUUGAGGAGGUGGAUAUCAUCCAGAAGGGUGGCAAUUAUGGUUGGCGAGCCAAGGAGGGAUUCUCCUGUUAUGACAAGAAGCUUUGCAACAACGCAUCUCUGAAUGACAUAUUACCAAUAUAUGCCUAUCCUCACUCCAUGGGGAAGUCAGUCACUGGGGGUUACAUUUACCGUGGAUGCCAAAUGCCUAACCUCAUGGGGCGCUACAUCUUUGGAGACUUCAUGAGCGGACGCCUGAUGUCACUGAAAGAGGACAAGGAUGGCCAGUGGCAGUACACAGAGCUCUGUAUGGGACCAGCUCGGGACUGCAACUUCCCCAAACUCAUCAAUGGCUACUACCCUUAUAUUAUAUCAUUUGGAGAGGAUGAGGCAGGGGAACUCUAUUUCUUGUCUACGGGGACACCCAGCGCUGCAGUGGCUGCAGGAGUCUUGUAUAAAAUAGUGGAUCCAUCCAAGAGAGCUGCUCCAGGCAAAUGUCCUCUUAAUGCCCGGUCUGUCCCUAUUAAAGGAAAACUGGUGGAUUUCUAUCCAAGGCAAAAACUUAUUCUUAAAACAACCACCGAAUCGCCACCAACAUCUCCCGAAUCAAGAUCCGUGGAUCCAACCAAGUUCAGCACAACCCCAGAACCUCGCAUCACAGUCACUCCUACUACCAGUAGCACUUACAGGAAGUCAAGCACGCCCGCUUAUAUCACUGCUGCCCCAGUGCCCAGACUAGCAACUCCAAGAAAAACAGUCACACUUGCCCCUAAGGCAGAGAAAGGUGCAACAGCAGCAAAAAAAACAGUAAAAGUCACUGUCACCUCACGACCUAUGACAAAUCGCUGGAUCCAGACCAAAGGAUGGCAGAGUGAAUUGAAAGAUUUGUUCACCACCAGGACAAGAUCACAGUCGGCACAGACCCCAAUACUGUUGACCACUGGGCAGCCAUCUCAGAGAAGAACCCAGUCAGGUGGCAAAACUGAACCCAAGAAGAGCCCCGGAAUAAAGAAGAUCAAGACAAAAGUUGUGAGAAAACAAAGAGUGAAGAAAAUUAAACAUGGAACCGUGCGUCUGGUCAAUGAGGAAAAGCUGCCUGAUCGAGGUAGGGUGGAGAUUCACAUAAACGGAGAGUGGGGGACUGUCUGCAAUGACAGGUUUGACAGUAGGGCUGCUUCAGUGGUGUGUAGACAGCUGGGGUACCCUUAUGUAUUGAAGGUCGCCCGACGAGCAGAAUUUGGUGAAGGCAAGGGACUGAGAAUCCUUUUGGAUGAGGUGAAAUGCCAGGGACGCGAGAGAACACUCUUGGAAUGCCAAAGGUCAAAACUUGGUGAACACGACUGUGCUCAUGACGAGGACAUUGGCGUAGUAUGUGGGAUGCAAGAGAAGCAUGAAGAUGAGUUUAAGUUAACUUAAAGUAAGUUAGUCCCUAAUUAAGAUCGAAAUGUUGUACCGCAGACUGAAACAAUGAAGAAUCACGGUAAAUUUAUGCAGUAGUUGCAAGAGUAACCAGCAGUGAAAACGGUCUUGCACAUUCCAUUGACUUCUUCAACUCUCCAGUAGAAAGCUUCAGAGAACUGGCAGGUACCUACCCUGCAGGGAAAUGAUAAAGACAACCAAUCCAAGCAUCAUUUCUGUUGUGUGUUCUACCACCGGGAACAGAAGUCUAAUUUAUCAACGUGCUUUGUUUGCAGAGAGGGAUUUUUGAAUGAAUAGAAUAUAUUAAUUUUAGAAGCUUUUGGAUCAAAAUGAAUGACACAAUUCUGGCCAACUGAAUGAACUGAACCACUGAGAAGGAAAAGUUAGUUACAUUACUACAAGACUGUAGUAUAAUAUAUGAAGCUUUCACAGUAAAGAUCACUUCCGAAUAGGGAAGUGGUUGGGUGUCCCCAGCUGGACUUGGGAUGGUUGUACAUCCGUAUGCUGGACAUCUGUGUACCCUUCACAUCUGUGGAAAGGACACCUGGAUACAACAUGGACCUUCUACAGAUAGAGUAUAUAGUAUACAUACACAGCCGGUCUGUGCUGUUUUAAUGUUUCACCACAGGGGCGCCAGAGACCAUCUCAAGAACUGAAGCUUCUCUUACUCAGUGUAAAGUUGAGACGGUGGGUUGGAGCAACUCUCCUCUAAUGAACAGAUGUUCCAGGCAUCGCAUGGUCAGCCUUUCUUCACUGGUUGAAAGGUGCAGAUGAUUCAUUUAUCACCCCCCUCCCCCCACAUGUCAGGCUGAU
Molecule: messenger RNA, 4207 nt
Organism: Rana temporaria (common frog)
Lineage: Eukaryota; Metazoa; Chordata; Amphibia; Anura; Ranidae
Product: HHIP-like protein 1
Exons: 9
Coding region: 719-3391 (890 amino acids)
Cellular component (GO): membrane
Source: RefSeq, a predicted model, not a curated record